Molecule: messenger RNA, 2088 nt
Organism: Cryptosporidium ubiquitum
Lineage: Eukaryota; Apicomplexa; Conoidasida; Eucoccidiorida; Cryptosporidiidae
Product: acetyl-coenzyme A synthetase
Exons: 1
Coding region: 1-2088 (695 amino acids)
Molecular function (GO): acetyl-CoA synthetase activity; AMP binding
Source: RefSeq, a predicted model, not a curated record
AUGAAUGAUAAUACUCCUAGAUCACCAUAUUCGAACAGUAAUGGUGAAUUGUAUGAUCCAUCUGUAUUUACUGAGAACGUUGAUACCGUUGCAACUCGUUCAAAGAAUUUACCAUUUUACGAGAUAUAUGAACCAAAGCCAACUCCAGCAGAUAAGCCAUAUAGAGUUAAUGGAGCUGAAGAAUACAAAAAGCUUUAUGAGGAUAGCAUUAAAGAUCCCGAAGGUUUUUGGAGUGAAAUGGCUAGAAAAGAACUUAGAUGGCUUAGAGACUUUACUAAAGCCAGAAGUUCUGGUACUUGUCUUCAAGAUCGCCUUGCGUGGUUUUUGAAUGGAAAGUUAAAUGUUUGUGAUAAUUGUGUGGAUAGAUGGGCUGAGAUACAACCAGAUACUAUUGCACUUAUUUGGGAAGGGGAUGAUCCAGCAUCUAUUAGGCAUAUUAGUUAUAUUGAGUUGUUUAGAAACGUCUGUAAGAUGGCCAAUGUCCUGAAGCGAUUUGGUAUUAAAAAAGGUGAUUCUAUUGGAAUCUAUAUGCCAAUGAUACCUGAAACUAUAUACACUAUGUUGGCUUGCGCUAGAAUAGGAGCUGUUCAUAUGGUAGUUUUUGCUGGAUUUGCUGCUCAGAAUCUUCUUGAGAGACUUGUGAAUGCAAAAUGUAAAAUAGUAGUCACAGCAGACCAAGGAUCUAGAGGUAAGAAAAUUAUUCAUUUGAAGAAUAUUGUAGAUGAAGCUCUUCAAAAGGUUCCUGAGAUUAAAACAUGUAUUGUUUUCAAACAUUUGAAUGGACCUAUAAAUUUUGUACAAGGAAGAGACUUUGAUGGAGAAACAUUAAUGAAAGCUGAAAAGCCUUAUUGUCCCUUAGAAGAUAUGGAUAGUGAAGACCCACUAUUUUAUUUAUAUACUUCUGGAAGUACUGGCACUCCAAAAGGUGUUCAACAUUCUACAGCUGGAUAUCUGCUUUAUGCUGCAGUUACUCAAAAGUACUUGUUCAAUAUUCAUCCCGGAGAUGUAUUUGGAUGUGCUGGAGAUAUUGGAUGGAUUACUGGACAUUCUUACCUGGUUUAUGCUCCUCUUUGUAAUGGAAUUACAACCUUAAUUUUUGAAGGAGUCCCUACUUUUCCUGAUGCUGGAAGGUAUUGGGAAAUGGUGGAGAGACACAAGGUUACUCACUUUUAUGCUGCUCCUACUGCAAUCAGGACUCUUAAACGUCUUGGAGAUGAAUUUGUCACUAAGUACGAUAGAUCAUCGUUACGAGUUCUAGGAUCUGUUGGAGAACCUAUUAAUCCCUCUGCAUGGAGAUGGUACUAUAAGGUUGUUGGCGAGGAAAGAUGUUCUGUAGUUGAUACUUAUUGGCAAACUGAAACUGGAGGAAUUGUGAUUGCUCCUAUCCCUGGUUGCUUUAGUACUAAACCUGGAUCAGCAACAUUUCCUUUCUUUGGAAUUGAACCUGUGGUACUUAAUCCUGAGACAGGAAAAGAGAUUGAAGGAACUGGUUCUGGUGUACUUUGCAUUAAAAACUCAUGGCCAGGAAUGUUUAGAGGAAUUUUUGGUGCUCACUAUCUUCAUGAAGAUCUUUACACAAAUCCUUUCCCUGGAUACUACUUUACUGGAGAUGGUGUUUUAAGAGACCAAGAUGGAUAUCUAUGGAUUACUGGUAGAAUUGAUGAUAUAAUUAACGUUUCUGGACACAGACUAAGCUCUAAGGAGAUUGAAGAUGCUAUUACCGCCCACAAUGGUAUUGCAGAAGCUGCUGCUGUAGCAAUUGACCAUGAUGUUAAAGGCAGUGCUCUUGUUUGUUUUGUUGUUCUUAAAGAUUCUGGCAGUAAAUCCUUUGAAUUUAACAAUUCCAGCCCUCAUCCUCUUGAAGCUGAACUUAGAAUGUGUGUAAGAACCCAAAUUGGUCCUGUUGCAACUCCUGAUCACAUUAUUAUUGUUGAGAAUAUCCCAAAGACAAGAUCUGGAAAAGUUGUUAGACGCCUCCUUAGAAAGAUUGCUACAGGAUGUGAUGAAUACGGAGAUAUUUCAACAGUUGCAAACCCUGAAUGUAUUCAAUCCAUUGAAUCAUCCUGGUCACAAUACCUCAAAAGGUAA